This is a messenger RNA of Acanthamoeba castellanii str. Neff, 240 nucleotides long. Its product is annotated as ribosomal protein S21e, putative. Gene Ontology annotation, biological process: translation; endonucleolytic cleavage to generate mature 3'-end of SSU-rRNA from (SSU-rRNA, 5.8S rRNA, LSU-rRNA); endonucleolytic cleavage in ITS1 to separate SSU-rRNA from 5.8S rRNA and LSU-rRNA from tricistronic rRNA transcript (SSU-rRNA, 5.8S rRNA, LSU-rRNA). Gene Ontology annotation, molecular function: structural constituent of ribosome. Gene Ontology annotation, cellular component: ribosome; cytosolic small ribosomal subunit. The coding region runs from base 1 to 240 and encodes 79 amino acids. Lineage: Eukaryota; Discosea; Longamoebia; Acanthamoebidae. The record is from RefSeq and is a predicted model, not a curated record. The transcript is spliced from 2 exons.
AUGAACCGAACAUACACUAAUCAUAUUCUUACCCUCUCCAGCUCGGCCACCAACCGCCUGAUCACUGCCAAGGAUCACGCCAGCGUGCAGAUCAACGUUGCCAAGGUCGAUUCCGACGGCAAGAUCAUCCCCGGUGAGUUCGAGACCUUCGCUCUCUGCGGCUACAUCAGGGCUAUGGGUGAGGCCGACGGUGCCUUCAACCGCCUUGCCAGGUCGCAUGGCCUCGUCAAGAGGGUGUAA